Messenger RNA from Harmonia axyridis, 1390 nucleotides. Its product is annotated as homeobox protein ATH1-like. Gene Ontology annotation, cellular component: nucleus. The record is from RefSeq and is a predicted model, not a curated record. Bases 151 to 1062 code for a protein of 303 amino acids. The transcript is spliced from 5 exons. Gene Ontology annotation, molecular function: zinc ion binding; DNA binding. Gene Ontology annotation, biological process: regulation of DNA-templated transcription. Lineage: Eukaryota; Metazoa; Arthropoda; Insecta; Coleoptera; Coccinellidae.
UUUUGUCAUUUUAUUGACGAUUGAUGUGACACUUGUCAUUUUUGUUCGUAAAUAGGACUUGGAAAGAAAAAAUUAUCGUUUUAAAAAUAUCCGGAAUAGUUAUCAAAUUGUAAAACAGUUCAUGUUAUUCUAAUAGGUAAUCAUUUCAAUAUGAACGAAAAAGAGGUCAAAGUUUGCAGAUUAUGUUUGAGGCUUCUAUUUAGGGAAAAAUAUUUUGACAUUAACUAUGUUGAACCAAUUUCUGGAUUUAUGCCAUUUAGGGAUCAAAUUACAACUUGUAUGCCCGAACUUGCCCUGGAUAUUUUGCCAGAGUGUUAUAUAUGCCUGAACUGUGCAGAUUCCCUCAAGGCUGCAUACGAAUUCAAAAAUCAGUGCUUAUUGAUUGAAGGCAGAAUAAAACAAUACUUUGAUAGUCUAUCAAGUGAAAGUAGUUGUGAACUGUUGAAUCUAUCUAAAUUUGCUAGGCGAAUAUCAGAUGGGGAGGACUUGGAUAAAAAUGAUACUAUAAAUGUUGCCACUGAUUUAGAAUCGGAGCAUGGAAUCGAAGACACAGAAGAAGUUGUAGAUGAAUUUGUUGAUAUAACUGAAACAAAGAAGGAGGAAACAGAUAUAAUAUUGCCAUCAUUUGUAUGUGCAAUAUGUCAGGAUAUUUUCAGAACUGCUAAAGACUUGGUCAAGCAUAAAAAAACUAAUCAUAAUUCUCCAUUUGUCUGUAAUUUUUGCAAUCAAGAAUUUCGGAGCCUUUUUCUAUUGAGACAGCAUAAUACUCUUUGUAAAGAAAAAGAAUCUAAAAUACCUUGGGGUAAAGCUUCACAGAAAAGGCCACACCUUCCAGCUAAAGCAAAAAACCACCUAACAGAAUGGCUUUUUCACCAUCAACAGCAUCCUUAUCCAACAGAUUUUGAAAAACAGUGUUUGAUGAAAGAAACAAAUCUAACUUUGGUACAAGUUGAAAACUGGUUUAUCAAUGCACGACGACGAGUGCUCCUAGAUUUUUCAAAAAGGAAAAGAUUUAGUAGUAAGAUUAAAUCUCAAGUCAGUGAAUCACCUGUCGUUUCUUGAAUUUACUCAACAAAUUAUUGUUUCCGUUAAAUUCUAUACAUGAUAUAUAAUUGGUAAGUUUGAAAAAUCAAUUUUUGUUUCAAAUUUUAUGGAAACAAACAUAAUAAGUUUUGAUUAUUAUUAAUUAAUUUUUCCAUUCCACAUCUGGAUGUAGGUUUUGGAUCUAAACAUUUCAAAUUUAUUUUGUAUGAAGCUUUUUCAUUUUUUGAAACAGUAUGUUGUUCUAUUUCAUCAAUUAUUCUCUUUCAUAUAAUUGUGAUAAUUAUUCAGUUCAAUUAAAUUAUCUGUUCUAUCCUGUUCUGAAAUUGAAUAUUUUAUGCCUUGAGAU